AUGGUUGUAAUUAGAAAAGACUUGGUAAGCAAAACUUAUUUUGAACUUAUCUACUAUUCUGAAUUGUAUUCUUCAAACUAUGAAGAAUCAAUGAAAGUCUUUAACAAAUUAUUAUAUGAGAACUCAGUAAUUACUCAAGAUGAAAAAAAGUCUUGUCAAGAGAGAGUUUUAAGAAAUAUUGAAAGAGAAAAAGAAUUAUUUAAAAGGGGCGAACCAAUAACAUGCAAUAAUUGCAAUUUAACAAGAUAUUCAACACGUUAUUGUGAAAAUUGCAUUAUAAAAUAUUUAAAAAGUUUCUUUGGAACUUGGACAUCUGGAAGUAAAGUUAUUGAUGAAUUUAUAUGCGAAUGUCAGUCAAAUUCAGGACUCCCUCUACACAUUAUGGAAUGGAUUUCACCUGAUCAAUUAGAAGAUAUAAUGCCACUCGUAAAGGGUGGAAUUUCUACAAUAUAUGUCGCAACAUGGAAGCGCGGAGCGAUAUUAGAUUUUAAUGAAAGCAAACAAGAAUUUGUUUAUAAUGGCCCUCAAAAGGUUGUAUUAAAAUCUUUAAGCAGUCCAGGAAAUCCUUAUGAAAUGGUUUUUAAAGAGGCAAAAAAAUUUAUUCAAAUUAGAUCUGGCGACAUUGUUAAUGCGUAUGGCAUAACCAAAAUUAAAAUUCUUGGUAAAAAUAAUUAUGCCAUAGUUAUGAAUUAUUUUACAGAUGGAAAUUUACGAGAUUAUCUAGUAAACCAUCCGGGAAUAGAUUUAAAAGAUAAAGUCUUUACUAUUUGGCGCAUUUGUUUGGCCUUGUCAAAUAUUCAUCAACAAGAUUUAAUUCACUGCAAUUUGCAUAGUAGAAAUAUCCUUUUAUACACAAACAGAUGCUUACUUACUGGUUUAGGAUCAUGCCGCCCAGUAGAUGAUAAAUGCGUAGACAAAUUAUAUGGUGUGAUUCCAUAUAUGGCACCUGAAUUAUUGCUGUAUAAAAAAUAUUCAAAAGCAACAGAUAUCUAUAGUUUAGGAGUUUUGAUGUGGGAAAUAUUUGCUAUAAAUCAGCCUUUCGAUUAUAUACCUGACAGUUAUCAAUUAGCGAAAGAGAUUAUUUGUGGCUUAAAGCUACAAAUGGUACCCGAGAUUCCGAACAGAAUCCAAGGCCUUAUUUACCGAUGUAUGGAUGCAAAUCCUUUAAAAAGGCCAACUAUCGAACAAAUUCUUGUUAUUAUUAAAAGCAUAUACAAAGAAAUCCAUGAAAGUAAAGAAUUGAUUAUUGAAUACGAAAAAAAGAAAUCAUAUUAUUCACCUCCUGGAAUAGUUUUAAAACCGUACACGACAACGCAUAAUAAUAUCAUAUUUAAUCUUAAUGAGAAAAUCCAGUGA
Cetraspora pellucida is the source of this 1356-nucleotide messenger RNA. NCBI's taxonomy places the organism in Eukaryota, Fungi, Glomeromycota, Glomeromycetes, Diversisporales, Gigasporaceae. The record is from the annotation of a GenBank genome assembly.